Mugil cephalus (flathead mullet) is the source of this 1958-nucleotide messenger RNA. It is a transcript of the gene dazl, whose product is annotated as deleted in azoospermia-like. Bases 109 to 711 code for a protein of 200 amino acids. The record is from RefSeq and is a predicted model, not a curated record. Lineage: Eukaryota; Metazoa; Chordata; Actinopteri; Mugiliformes; Mugilidae. The transcript is spliced from 9 exons. Gene Ontology annotation, molecular function: RNA binding.
UGGGUCACGUGUACUGCGUGGGCGUGGUUUUGUUUGGUUGCGCUUGCCUGAGGGGAGAACUUCGGCGGUUUGCCUUUGAGUGUCUCUUCAGUUUUAAUAAUUUUAGACAUGGAUAUCAACAAGUCCAGAAACUCCGCCCAGACAUCACCUUCCUUGAAGUUGUCAAAUGGAUACAUCCUACCCCAGGGAAAGCUGACUCCCAAUGCCCUCUUUGUCGGUGGGAUUGACAUGAAGGUGGAUGAAAAUGAAAUUUGUGACUUCUUUGGAAGAUUUGGGUCAGUUAAAGAAGUAAAAAUUAUCACAUACCGUGGAGGGAUCUGCAAAGGUUAUGGGUUUGUCUACUUCAAUGAAGAUGUCAACAUUCAGUCAAUCAUUGAGCAACAGAUCAGUAUUAAGGGCCGAAAACUCAAGCUGGGCCCUGCCAUCAUGAAAGAAAGAAGCUCUCGGUCCAUGCCGUUCCGUAUGGUUGGUUUGGCUCCAUGGAUGAAUCCCACCCAGUACAUGUACUGUACCUGUUGCUCACCCAUGGGAGGAGGGGUGCCCCAACCCUCACCCAUCCUCAAUGGAAGCAGCCCAUACAGUCAGCCCUACUCCUACAACAACUUCGGAGGGGUCAUGAUCCCACAGAUGCCAAUGAACUACACACAGAAUGCCUACGGCUACCAGAGCUUUGUGGAUUGUGGAGUCCAGACUAUGCUGAAUGUCCUGUAGUUUACUGCAGCUAAGCCCCGUGGAAGUCUCACUCAGAUGCAGACUACAGGGGCUUCAGUGAGUCACGAUGCUGACAGGACGACAUCUUGGUGUUCCGUACGACUGGAAGCGACGCCACUCUUCAGACUGUUUUCAGAAUCGCCCUCGUCUCAAUGUUUUGAGAGCCAUUUUAACAUCAGUCUUCACCUGCUUUCCACUUUAACCGUCUUAAUAUAAUCCCAGACACUUUUACCACGAUUGGUGUGGUUGACCUUCGGUCAUCUGCUUUUAAGUCACAUGCAUCACAAUGACAGUUGCACCACAAGAGCAGAGCACCCUCACCAUCCCAGCUCAUACAUGGUAUCGAAGUCUUUUUUUUUUUUUUUUUUUUCCUUUGGUAACUAUCCUGAGCCAAAGAUGGGAAGAGUUUUAAGCUCACUCUUACUUUCGCUCACUUCACGCUUAUUCAUGUUUUAUGUUUGGAAUUAUUUUAAAUGUUUGUUUGGUUGUGGUUUCUUAAGACUCUGCAAGGCCUCUCUGUAUAUAACCCUGUUCAUUAACUCAUCUACUACAGUACAAGGACAUUCGGGCAUUUAUUAAUUUCAAGCACUCGCAUUUAUUUUGUGCUCUUAUUUUAUUUCAGUGGGCUUCAACUGAGGGAGUAAUUUAUGUCACAGUAUAGCACCUUAUCAGUAUCUCGUAUUUUGUUAUUUCAGUUAAUGGUCUGUUAAAUGGUUGCAGGGGUUCAUGCGCGAGGACAGGCACGGCAUCAAUUUAGUUUACAGUUACUCAUCAUUCUGGGGGAAAAGUGCGAAAUUAAGGACUUGAUUUAAAGUUGGGUGUUACACCUGUUUGUUAAAGGCAGAAUGUUCACUGUUAAUGUUCACGUAGUACUUAGUACAUUUUGGAUUUUAAUCUAGUUGCAGGUGACCGUACACAAAGCAUUUUACAGACUUCCUGAGCGAGCAAUAUUUUAAAUACUUUUUUUUUUUUAAGGGCAACUAUACUUGAUUUGUCUUAAGUUAAUUCGUAGGAUUUAAAAUGCACAUUGAUGGUGUGUGGUGUACAUCACAGAUUUAUUUGUCCUUUAAUAUUGGUGUAGUUUUACGUUGACAUUGACCUCGGGGUCUGACAUUAUUGUGUUAAAACAGCUUUGUUACGAGAGCCUGCUCUGCUUUUGGUGUUUUUGUUAGUGUUGAUGUUUUGUAGGGUUUCUAUAUAUUUGUCAAAAAAAAGAAAAAUAAUAAUAAAAGUUUAAAUAUGUUGAG